GAAAAUACGUGUCCAGACUCCAGCAACCAACCAUGCGCUUCAUUGGGAUCAUUAGUGCCAUCAACGAAUGUGUCACUUUGUUUCAGUGGGCCAAAAUUGCCGUCUCAUCUCUGCAUUCCCGAUGGAGUGGCUCACAUAACCAAAGUCUCCAAGACCGUGUACUGCAAUUCGAGAGUGGCCUACAACAUCUCCAGGAUCGUGUGUUGCAGUUGGAGAGUGGAAGCAACCAACAGAGUGUGGCAAAUCUACUUACUGAUCUCAAGGAUGCAGAGGCUGGAACAAAGGACCUUCUUGAUGAGUUCAGAUGGUACGAGUCAAAGAUGCAAGUGGAGGGCAAUGCAAGCCAAUCUCCUUUCAUGGAUUUCUUUCAUACCUUCAUCCAAGCCAGCAUCAACAAAGUGCAUGGUGUCCAGUUGAGGUUGAAUCAUGUUUCCAGUCAGUUGGAGAAUACGGGGCCUCGUGGAAUUACACGACGCUUUGACAAAUUAGUCUGGCCGGAGACCACCUCUUGGCCAAAUGAAACAAAAAUAUUUGGUCGUGAAAAGGAGGUGAAGCAAGUAUUGGGACUUCUUAAUGUAUAUGCAAAUUUAAAACGCAAGAGAGGAACUAGUUCAAUUAGUGCAUCAACAAGCGCAUCAGCAAGCAACCAAGUUAGUACUGAAUCAAGAAUAUCGAGUCUUCCUAUUUUGCCAAUAGUUGGAUUUGGUGGAGUUGGAAAGACUACUCUGGCCCAACAUAUCUGCAAUCAUCAACGAGUGAAGUAUCACUUUGAGCUGAUAAUUUGGAUUUGUGUCUCAGAUGACUUUGAUGUGGAGAGGCUAACUAAAAAGGCCAUACAAUCCUGUACUGGAAAGGAGGCAACAACUAAUAAUUUGGAUUCUCUUCAGCGUGUUCUCUCUGACCAUAUGAACAAUAAAAGGUUAUUGAUAGUCCUUGAUGACAUGUGGGAUGAUGCCUUGAAGGAAAAUGGGCAGUGUUGGAAGAGGUUUUGUGCACCUUUUACAAGUGUCCAAGAGGGAAGUAUGAUGUUGGUCACCACUAGAUGUCCAACGGUUAACAAGGGGCUGCGCACAAUGGGGCCCAUUAUAUUGGACAGUCUAAAGGAUGACGCCUUUUGGAAUUUCUUCAAAUCGUGUGCGUUUGGAUCUGAGGGUUCUACCAAUGAUCCUGAGUUAGAGUGCAUUGGUAGAAGAAUACUUCCUAAAUUGAAGGGUUCUCCUUUGGCCGCCAGAACUCUAGGAUGCGUGUUACGCAUGGAUCUUCAAGCAUCACAUUGGAAUUUUAUACUUGAGAGUAAAAUGUGGGAAUUGAGACAAGAGGAGGCUAACAUUUUGCCUGCCCUUUGGUCGAGCUACAUUUAUUUACCACUCUAUCUGAAGCAAUGCUUCACAUUCUGUGCCGUGUACCCCAAAGAUUACAGGCAUGCUUAGCUGAAAUUUGGGUAGCAGAAGACUUUGUGGAACCUCAAGAUGGUGUUCCAAUUCAAGACAUUGGCUGUCAGUAUUUUGAAGAUCUUGUAGCACGGUCCUUCUUUCAAAAGGUCCGUGGUGGAUACGUAAUCCAUGAUUUGUUGCAUGACAUGGCACAAAAUGUUUCAGAGCACGACUGCUUCAUAUUAAGAAAAAAGAGUGACUUUGAUAACGUUCCCCAGAAUGUUCGUCAUCUGUAUGUACUCCCUUGCAUGGACUUUGACGAUUCCAGCUUGCUGAGACUAUGCAAGUACACAAAGUUGCGUACCAUAAUUUGCGAGAAGAUUUUAGGGGGGCAAAUAGGUUCUAUAAUGGGCCAGUGGUGUACUAAACUUCCGCAUAUACGUGUGAUCUGUUGUGCCUCCGAGGAUGGUACUGGCAACUGGCAGCAUCUUCAGUGGAGCAACGGCUGUUUCAAAAAAUAAAGGAGCAGAGCAGAUCAAUAGAAGAAUCAGCCUAAGGUGACUGAAUCUCAUGGGCCAUAGCUGCAUCACUUGGAAGUUGGAACACCUGGGACAACGAGACACCAUGCCUUCGUCUCGUCGUCUCUAUCUAUCGGUCUGGAGCUGCAUCUCCUUUUUAGCAAUUUGGUUGUGUCAAUAAUUCCAUCUGCAAUCCAUAUUUGUUUAUGGUAAUAACUAUCAGUUCCCAGUUUGCACAAUCGUGAUAAGCUUGUUGUAGCGACAGAGAAUCACGGUGCAUCUCUAAGACAUGUCGUAUGUGUAUGCAUCUGUGUGUGUUUGGUGCAUCUUAACUUUGUAAUAUGUUUUAUCUCUAAGACAUGUGUAUGCAUUUGUAUGAAACGACAGAGAAUCUGCAUGAUCUUCUUCUGCAGUUUGUAUUGUUUUCUGGCUUGUGUUGUCA
Triticum aestivum (bread wheat) is the source of this 2333-nucleotide messenger RNA. Its product is annotated as putative disease resistance protein RGA4. The coding region runs from base 33 to 1430 and encodes 465 amino acids. NCBI's taxonomy places the organism in Eukaryota, Viridiplantae, Streptophyta, Magnoliopsida, Poales, Poaceae. The transcript is spliced from 2 exons. The record is from RefSeq and is a predicted model, not a curated record. Gene Ontology annotation, molecular function: ADP binding.